AUGGCCCGAAAUCUAUUACUCUCCUUGGCCAACAAGCACUCCGCCCAUCAUCAGCCAGACUCUGCCCCCUCGGAACCCCCGAACAAUGGCUGUGCCCCAGCCCAGGACUCGAGCCGAGUGCGGUCAAGAUUACAUGCCCUCUUUCACGCCAAAGACGAGCAGCACCCACAACCUCAUCAUGAUCCCUGGGGCGGCGAGAGUAGAGCUUCAGAACAGACCGAUAGAGAUGCGGGCGAAUUGGCUGGAGCGGGUGUUGCGGAGGGAGCGGAUGAAGGGAAGCGAUCAGAGACGCCGAACGGUGAUCCUAGAGUGGCUUUGACACUGAGUCCUCCGAAACCACAGAGGGAGGCUAUCAAAGUAAUGGUGGUCACAUGGAACAUGGGAGACGCUUUGCCAAAAGGUGAUCUUUCUGUGCUCCUUGGACAGGUCCCGCCCUACAAGCCACAACCGGCUACAUCUGAGAUUCCUCAAUUGCCCGUUGAAAACGCCCAUCCCUACCACAUCGUUGUUGUUGCCGGACAAGAGUGUCCGACCCCCAGUGGUGCCCCACGUGGUAUUGGAGGUGGUCUCAUCAAGGGUAUGACUCUGAGGAACAAGAGGGAAAGCAAGGAGAAGGAAAGAAUGGAGAAGGACGAUGCUGAGAGCAGAGGCGAGGUUAUUGAAGGCGACCUGGAGGAAGGAGCCGGCCUCAAAUCCCCCGACAUUGCAGAGGACGACGACUUCAAGGGAAGAGUGUCGAGUCCAAUGACUUCUCAUUCCCCCUUCUUCCAUCGACUGCCCACAACAAGCAAAGGCUGGAGUACCAUGCUCGACGACUUUCUAUGUGGGCCCAACUACAAAUACAAAGCACCGCCUUCCUUGCCCUUGAGUGAUCAACUAUCCAAUCCUACCUCGCGAGACUCCCCGAUGCCUCAAAAGUUUCCCACAGGAGCAUCGUCUCCUAUCCCUUCUCCAAAGCCUCCUAUCUUCAGAUCAGCAUCAGUGCCUGCCACACCUGCAACUCCAAUACUUAUUCCAUUUAGUAAAGGUUCAAAUUCUGGCACCCAAACCCCGACAGGUAUUUUGCGCACGCACAGCCGGUCUCAUCCCAUCGUAAGCCCCCCGGGGAAUUCGCGGUCUUCUUUAGAAUCAACGGGAGUGGAGUCAUCCUCCGAGUCUGGAAACGAAGAGGACUACUCCAAUACAGCUACCACGUCCGAUGAAUACAAGAACACAAGAAAGCCAAACAGGCCGAAAUCCUCGUCAUCUCCUGUAAAGCCAAGCAUGAUGCGCCCGGAGAUUGUCAUACCUACAGGCGAUGGCGCCGAUGAGGACGAGGGCGAUGGAAGCUACGUUCACGUGGCAAAAGAAAGACUGAUGGGAAUGUACUUUUCUGUCUACGUCUACAAGGGCGCCGAGCACUUGAUACAAGGUCUGGACAAGGACUUUGUGACAGCAGGUCUUGCUGGUGGCCGGGUGGGCAACAAGGGCGGGAUCGGUAUCAGUCUCAAGCUAGCGGGACACCGCUUCCUCUUUGUGAACUCCCACCUUGCAGCCCAUACAGAUCGCAAGGCAGCCCGAAUAGCCAACAUCAACAAGAUCAAAUCUGAGCUUCGACUGGACUGUUUUUUGCCGAAAGACGACCCGAGAUCUCAAGAAGAGGACAUUACCGAGAGGUUCGAUACUGUCUUCUGGUGCGGUGAUCUGAACUUUCGGCUUGAGCUUUCCAGGUUACAUGCAGACUGGCUUAUCGAGCAAAAGAAGUACGAAGACGCCCUUAAGUGGGACCAACUUCGCAUGGCCAUGUCAAGCGAAGAGAACAACCCCUUCCCCGGGUUUGAAGAAGGCCCCAUAAACUUUCCAUGUACCUUCAAGUACGAUGUCUGGAAGUCGGUCAGAGCUACCAAUCGCGAGCUUCGUAGAACUCUCAAGCGACGAAAGUCCACUACGUCGGCUAUCUCUACCGGUGAUCCAGAGCCGUCAGAUCUUGCUGUGCCACCUGCCAGGAAAGCAGGAGGGCAUCAGAAGACUCUCAGUGGUGUACCCGAAGCGGGUGCCAUGGAAGAAAUGGGUGAAGAAGAGCCCAGCGUAAAAAAUCCCAGUAGGGCGAGCAAUGAUCUCGAAACGCCUUACGAGUUUCUGAGCCAGAGAGAAAACUCUCCUUACAGGAGUGAUGAUGACUACGAUCGUCGACGGUCAUUUGAAUCCAGCCGGUACUCGGGUAUGGCAUCUACCACUGCUGGUACAGAUUUUGAUGAUUCGGACGACGAUGAGGAGCCUCAGGCGUCAGCUCAACAGCUGAAACAAUUCGAGCACGUUUUCAAAGAGAAGACGCGGCACCUCUUGGAACUGGUCAAGAUGGAUGGUAUUCUGACCACAAGUCCGGCCAAAAAGGAGCGGAAGCGUCAAAUGAGCAACCGGCGCCGUGGUUUCAGCUCUGCGGGACAAGAUAGAAGAGAAGAAAGGGAAAGAGAGUUGGAAAGAGAGGAGGAAGAGUUGCGGGACCGAUGGGGCAACGAGUCUCGCCGGACUUCAAUGUCGAGCUUUGUCUCCAAUGCUAUCGAGGACGACAAUCGACGCACAUCUGCCUCGUCCUAUCGAAGUGUGCGAGCAGGCCCAUCAUCUUAUGAGGGUCAUCUGAACGUUCCAGGAACUUCAAAUCGCUCAGAUAACUCGCACUCGUCUUUCUCUCCACCCAAAUUCGACCAAGGGCUUGGCAAACCACCUUUUGCUAGGAAAAUGUCUGUCAUGAAAAGGAACCCGAGUGGAAAGUCUUUCAAAGAUUUUGAGGAGGAGGAAGAUGACGAGUUUGAAAUGGGCUUGGACAGGCGGGAGGGGAUAUAUGACACCUCAAAGAAGCAACGAGUGCCCAGCUGGUGUGACCGCGUACUCUGGAAGGCCCAUGUGUCACCUGAUCCUCCCUCACCUAUUGUGGAAGCUGUUGAAGCAGAUGACGAGUCUCUCCCACAAGAUCGGAGCUUUUCACGCCUAUCCACGGUCUUUACCAGUUUUGGUGGCCAUUUCCGCCGAACAGCCACCAAAGAUCCUUCUCCUCUUGCAGCCUCUGCCAACACCGACACUGCUCUGCGCAUGAAGCAAGCGGUCGAAAGUAGUGGAGAUGAUUACGAGUUGGAGCGCAAUAUCAGUCGGGCUUUAGCAUAUGAUGCGGAGAGAAACCUUGGUGAUACGGUGGUCGAGUCUCCACCCGAGACGCCCGAUCUCAAUGCUGGACCUUCCUGUGUGAAUGAGUCGGGACUUAUUCCUGCACCAAAAAGAAGUAGCCCUGCACGAUCACAAGCAAAAGACGGCAGAUUCUUUCCCUCGAGCCAAUCUAUCCCUACUCCUACUAUCACACCCCGUAUCAGCCCAGUCAAAGGUGGCUCUGGCUCUGCGACGCCUCAGGCCAACCAGUCUACGCCCAACCCCACUCGACACAUGCUCUCAUUUGACAGUUUGCCCAAAGGCAUCUCCACACCAAAGCAAUCCACGCCCACUGCCGAGACCCCCGUUCGGUCUCAAUCUCCCCAGGUUGAACGUAUCAAGUCUGCCUUUGGGGCACGCCCCCGUUCGCACUCCCAUAACGCGGCGUCGGACAAACCGGAGAAGGAGAAGAAGAAGGGACGAGCGAGUGAUGGCAUUGUGGGAGUUCUGGCAACUCCUACCAAGAGCGCCGUUGCGCUGAGGCGGAAAGUGAGCGGGGCGGCCUCCCGCAGCGGCAGUCCGGUUGCUGCCUCUCCAAUCAGGGCUAGCACAGCGCCCGCGACUGGCGACUACUUUGUGGCUCCGAAUGCGGACCCGACAGUCAACACUGACCGUCCUCCGCAAUCUGUGGCAUGGGGCCCUCCGGACGCCCCGCAUCAUUUCAAAUCUUACGCUCCUCUAACAAAAGAACCCAUUGGAAUGUCGCCCGUCACCCAUGCACCCACCGCCCCUGUGCCCAACCUCAAAUCAAGCGCCAAUACUAGAAAAGAAGAGUUUGGCUCGCUGAGACGGUGGAUGAAAGAGUUCCCGGGGUGGCUGCAUGUGACUAAAGACAAACCUGUCGAGGAUAAGGAGAUGUUGCAUCCGAUCGUUGAACAGGAAAAGAGGUGGCAGAAGGGCGAGGUCAGGUGUCUACAUUAUGGGACCAUUGAUGAUUCUGGGAUGCGCUUACUGGAAGGAAGAUCAGACCACCGUCCGGCUAUAUUUGCUGGCGCGGUAUAUGUAUGA
Cryptococcus wingfieldii CBS 7118 is the source of this 4188-nucleotide messenger RNA. RefSeq lists its product as hypothetical. The coding region runs from base 1 to 4188 and encodes 1395 amino acids. The transcript is spliced from 8 exons. Gene Ontology annotation, biological process: phosphatidylinositol dephosphorylation. Lineage: Eukaryota; Fungi; Basidiomycota; Tremellomycetes; Tremellales; Cryptococcaceae. The record is from RefSeq and is a predicted model, not a curated record. Gene Ontology annotation, molecular function: phosphatidylinositol-4,5-bisphosphate 5-phosphatase activity.